AUGCUUCCCCUUAUGGUUUCGUUUUCUCCAACCACCAGCAAGCUUGACAAAGGAUCUGCGAGAUCUUACCAGCGAACCAAGCGACGAUACCGUCUGAAUGAGCUUGUUCAAGAUAUCAAACAACAUUUGGGCCAUUCAGGGGGCAUCUCCUCCGAAGACGUCGACUCGAACUACCUGAGAUCCUUAUUGGAAAAGUACAUCUCGGACCCUAGUGACUGGAUUCAGUACUUCAACAAUGACCGUAGCAAGAACUACACCAGAAAUGCGAUUGAAAAUAUCAACCACAAAGCGAAUAUCCUUCUUCUGGUGUGGAACCCCGGGAAAGGAUCACCAAUUCACGAUCAUGCAAACGCCCAUUGUAUCAUGAAAGUGCUUGCGGGAGAACUUCACGAGACCGUCUACAAGUCCCCUGAACACAAGCCUGGAGAAUGCAAGCCAUUGGAAAUCAAGUCUUCAACCACAUUCAGUAUGAAUGAGGUGACCUACAUUUCUGAUGACAUUGGUCUCCACCGAGUUCACAACCCUAGCAGCGAUCAGAUUGCUGUCUCGCUACACCUCUACACGCCUCCAAAUGCUGCUGAUUACGGUUAUCACAUCUUCGAUGAAGCCACAGGGUCGGCCUCUCAUGUCCCACAGGCGCGCUCGUAUCUGAAGCCGCAAGACAUCUAA
Penicillium oxalicum is the source of this 669-nucleotide messenger RNA. Its product is annotated as Cysteine dioxygenase. The transcript is spliced from 3 exons. NCBI's taxonomy places the organism in Eukaryota, Fungi, Ascomycota, Eurotiomycetes, Eurotiales, Aspergillaceae. The record is from RefSeq and is a predicted model, not a curated record. Gene Ontology annotation, molecular function: cysteine dioxygenase activity; ferrous iron binding. Bases 1 to 669 code for a protein of 222 amino acids. Gene Ontology annotation, biological process: L-cysteine catabolic process.